Malaclemys terrapin pileata is the source of this 7473-nucleotide messenger RNA. RefSeq names its product zinc finger protein 436-like. Bases 423 to 1427 code for a protein of 334 amino acids. The transcript has 3 exons. Lineage: Eukaryota; Metazoa; Chordata; Testudines; Emydidae. Gene Ontology annotation, biological process: regulation of transcription by RNA polymerase II. Gene Ontology annotation, molecular function: DNA-binding transcription factor activity, RNA polymerase II-specific; RNA polymerase II cis-regulatory region sequence-specific DNA binding. The record is from RefSeq and is a predicted model, not a curated record.
GCUGCUGCCUCCAUUGUGAGCCGGACUGAGCUGCCGUCGCUGCUGCUGCGCGGGGAGAGCCCUUCUCUACCGCCCCUCUGUGCCCAGCCGGGGGGACUUUCUCCGCGGGCUGAAACCAGCCCCUGGGGCAGCCCCGGGCUCUGCUGCCACCAGCCCCUGAGCCGCAGAUUCCAGGACGCCCUGAACCUGCUCAUGGCCCUUUCAGGGGGCCCCAGAUCCCUGGUUGAGAACCUCUGCUGUAUAGCAUAGGUCAGAGAAGAUCACCCAGCGAUUACUGCAUUGAGCCCAAUAACGUGUGGCUGAGCUAGAGAGCUCUCUUCUCUUAUCUUCCUUUCUUUUCUAAGAAAGAGCAGGUGACAAGACCGUGAGUGAUAACAAAGCAAGAAAAUCUUCAAAGUCUUGCUGGAGAGGAACUGCCUGAGAUGUUUCCAAAACGAUCCAAAGGAAACGUUUCUCAGAAACUAGACCAGGGAAAAUCCCUUAAGAGUCAGGGCAGGUCAGAAGCACAGCAGCAAAACCCUUCGGAGGAGAGAGAGGGUAAAUCCACCCACCGUGGGAGAGGCGUGAGAAAACGCAAAGACACCAUCGUCCGCCAGAGAACAUACGCAGGGGAGAGGCCCAACAUCUGCAUCGAGUGUGGGAAAAGCUUCACCCAGAGCUCAGACCUUACGAAUCAUCGGCGAAUCCACACAGGGGAGAAACCUUAUAAAUGCAUCGACUGCGGGAAAAGCUUCAGCAUCAAUUCAAACCUUAUCCGUCACCAGAGAACCCACACUGGGGAGAGACUCCACAGCUGCUCUGACUGUGGGAAAAGCUUCACAGACAAGUCGACCCAGACCCAGCACCAGUGCGUCCACAUGGGUGAGAAGCCCUAUAAAUGCAUCGACUGUGGGAAGAGCUUCAGCCGCAGCUCCCAUCACAAGAGGCGCCUGAGGAGCCCUCCAGGGAAGAAGCAGGACAAAUGCACCCAGCGGGACAGCGCUGCCAUUGGGAAGGUUAAAAAAACUAAAACAUCAAAGAAGAAAACCUCGACCAUUGAGAUCCCCAUCACAUGCGCUGAGUGCUGGCAAAGCUUCAGCCAGAACUCGGACCUGGUCAAGCACAUGAGGAUCCACACAGGAGAGAAACCCUAUGAGUGCACUCACUGUGGGAAAUGCUUCAAUGUCAGUUCAAACCUGAUCAGACACCAGAGGAUCCACACGGGAGAGAAACCCUACACAUGCUCUGACUGUGGGAAAAGCUUCACUGACAAAUCUACCCUGACCCAGCACCACCGGAUCCACACGGGAGAGAAGCCCUAUGAGUGCAUUUACUGUGGGAAAAGCUUCAGCCGCAGCUCCCACCACAAGAGGCAUCAGAGAACCCACACAGGAGAGAACCCUGUGUCCUUCCUGCCUUUAUGGCCCUACCCAACUCAAGCAUGUUAGGGGUUGGGGGAGGGAAGGAAAGUCCAUCAUAGCAGCAGGAGGCAGUAGCUAGAGGAGAUUGGAGCUGCGUGCUUGUGGGAUCUGCUUUCUGGGGAUUAGUGGGAUGGUGAGUAGUGGGAGGGAACUGGUAUGGCUUUUUAGCAGGGAUUGUUAGGGGAGGGUGCUGGUUCUUGGGAGAAUUGGUUGUUUUAGUGGUUGGGACUAGGGCUGGUCAGUGACGGGUUGGUGUUGGGAGGGCGAGUAGCUGGUAGGAUAAGGGGUGUGUGUGUGUGUGUGUGUGUGUGUGUGUCUUGUUAAAUUUUUACUAUUGGCCUGUGUAGAAUGGAUUGUAGGUUUCUUGCCACUUCCAGGUAGGAUGAGUGUCUACGCCCCUGAGAACAGCAGUGGGACUAACCCAGACUGGGCUCACUAUGGCAGAGGCCACGGGGACUGAAUGGGGUGCUAGAAGUGGCUCUUCCAGGCGAGGACUGCGGCACAGCUUUCACGCUGUGUGUACCAAGGGCCUCUCUCCAGCAGCAGCACAUUCACAUCUCUUUUUAACUAGUUUCGGUCAAAGGCAAAUGAGGCCAGCUCCCACUCUGGUGUUAGGAGAGUCUCACUUCUACCUUAAACAGCCUGCUCAGUUACUACCGUUCCGUUCCUUUCUCUUCUGGAAUAGAUAUGGCUGUGCUAGCCCAGCAGUCGUACAUGGGGACUCUGUAUGCGCUGUAGAACAAAUAGCGAUUAACAAAAUGUUUAAACCAAAAAUCAUUUCCAUUUCUUUGUUCCUGUGGUUCUUACUAUCUCUGGGCUUUAAUUUAUCUUCUGUUCCCCACCCCAAAUGUAUUUAGUUCAGGGAAUUCAUGGCAGAAUUCAGGUGACCUGUGAGCUGAAGGAGCCACUCAGAGUUAAUGUGGCUCCCCAUCCCAAGAGGCCAGACGGGAGCAGCCUGUCUCCUUCUCCCUAGCAGCAGCACUGCUCAUUUCUCUCUCUGGAUCAUCCUUACCUACUAAGAGAUGCAGAAUUGGACUCCUUCAGACAUCUUAACCUACCUCCUAUAUUUCAGUCAGUUACUCCUCUGUGUGUGUUUAUAAUCAGUCUGUAGUUGUUCAGGAAUCUUGAACUCCUUAAUUAUUUGUUAAUUCUUAAUCUACUAUUCUCUCUUAAAAAGAGACUGAGCUGCCACAAUCCCUUGCUCAAAUUAUUCCCUUUGUUGCUCACUCCAGAUGCUACCUAUGUGCCUUCUUGUGCUGGCCCAUUCUAAGCUCGCCCGUAGCCCAGAUGUGUGUCUCUUCCCUCACAGAUCCCCACUUGGGGCCCAUCCCUUUCUGGCUCCCUAAAAUUGCCACUAGAAUUUCAUUUGGGCAUAAGGUUCACCCUUGCUUUCUGUCCUAAACCGUUGUCACUGUUUAAAUACCAGAGUUAAUCUGCCUUGGAGUUAAGUCCUAGUGAAGUGUUUCAUGAUGUAUUUGGUGACAUUCUGUUAGGUAACCUCUGACAAUGCAGUUGCACUGGGAUGGUGGAUGAAUAUCAAGCCUUAAUGUUGCUACUUCUUGAUGCUUAAUUCAAGGAUGUCAGACUCCUUCUGUGCAGAUGGCUAAAUUACAACUUCUAUAUGUAGAGCCCUGCAAAUCUGUGGAUAUCCACAGACCAUGUUUAUGGACCGUGGAUCUGAUGCAGAUACAAAUUUUGUGUCCAUACAGGGCUCUGUCUAUUGGGGCUAGACUUGCAAGAGUGCUCACCACUCAAAAUGUAGAGCAGAUUUUCAAAAGAGCUCUGUACUCAGCAGCUCCUGUUUUUCCCAGUAGGGAGGGAAAGAUUCUCCAUUGCUCUCAGUGGGAGCUGCUGAAUGCUUUUGAAAAUCUGGCCCUUAGAGUCCCUGAGCCAGGAGUGAGUCUGAGUACAGAAUGUGCCUCUAAUUAACAAAGUUAAAUAGACUCAUAGAUUCCAAGACCAGAAGGGACCAUUGUGAUCAUCUACUCUGACAGCAGCAGUCAGCUGUAGAAGGGGGAUGCAGGUCGGAGCUGGUCUUCUGGAGGUGGCAGGGGGAGGAGGUUCUGUUCCUGGGGUGCUUGGGAACUGGGAUGAGAGGUUGACAUUUUCCUAAGCCUGGUGCUAAGGGUAGGCAUGGGCUUGUGAAAAGGAGGGCCAAGAAAGGUGGAGGAAAGUGCUCAUUUGCUUGUCUAGUCGGGAACUAGAAUCCUUUACUCUAGCACCAGUUCCCUGCCAGAAGCAAGCAGCAGGGUGGAUUACAUUGAGUGAGGGUUCUAGACCUAGCUAUGUACCGUGCCUAGAGAAUGGCAGUGAUGAGAAUUCAGAGAGGGAACCCGUGAGGCACUGUUUGUCCCUGUGCUUCCUGCAGGGCAGGGCAGAUCCACAUACCAGGCUGUACCUGCAUGCCAUAACAGCUCAGCAUUAGAGAGCUGGCCCCAGACUGCCACAACAGUGACUGAAAUCAAUAAUGCAGAGAGGGAGAGAAAUUAAAGGCCAUGAGAAUGUUCAGUUCUGAGAGCUGAACACAGCAGGAGAGUUAGGGUGUGUUUACACUUAAAAUGCUGCAGUUGCAGCACUGUACCGCUUAGUGAAGAGAGCUUCUACCAUCAUUGUAGGUACCGCAGCUCCCUGAGAGGUGGCAGCUAUGUCGACAGGUCUCCCAAAGACAUAGUGCUGUCCGUAGUGGGAGUUAAGUCCAUGUGGAUUUUCAACACCCCUGAGUGACAUAGUUAUCAACCUAAUCCAGGGUGCAGACAGUGAUAUGUCGACAGGAGGGCUCAGGGGCUUGGGUAAUGCAAUGUGGGGCCUCUUAUGUUUUUAAUAAGGUUGAGUAGUAUGGUUUCUCCCACCGCAAAUGUCACAAUUGGCUAUACUUUUUCUGACUUAUUUUCCCCCUACCAGAAUGAGAAGCAUGGAAGCAGAUCACUCUCCACCUCCACCCCAUGCAGAGGGCUGUUCUCUGCUAGGCUGGAUACCUCCCCACUAGCUAGAGCUUUCCAGCCACCCUGGGCACUACUCUUUAACACCUUUUGCUUCUAUCAUGACUUUUGUCUGAAGAGUCCCAGACACUUGGGACAAAUGGCAUUCAUGCCCCUGCCAUGCUGAGAUGCAGCCACUUCUGGAGUAGGAGUGUAGCAGUCAUAUUGUUCCAGCAACAGGGCCCUAGCAGGGUCACAAGUGGGGAAGGGCAGAUCCAUGCACCUGAGGGAGAGUCUGCCCAGCCCAGUUUAUCCCAUCCCAACAAGUGCUUUUUCUGCAACAAUCCAACCCAACCCAACUUCCUGCCCCAACUACCAGCUGCCAAUCACCUUCCCAUCCCCUGCAGUUGCUAGGGCUGGAUUUAGGCAAUCUCGGAAUCAAGGUACAGCAAUAUAUUGUGGUGCUGCUGUGUCUGCCCACCUCUUAGUGCGAUUGGGGGUGGGGGCAUUCUGGAGAGGCUGUGGACACAGGGAAGAAUGAAGCAGAGGGGUUUCCUUAUUAUCAGCCAGGUUGUACCUGCUUGGUAGGGGGCCUGCUGUGCACUUCCCCUCCUGCCACACUCCGAGCCCUCUGCUGGGGAGGGCUUGGCAGCAGAGAGCAUGGGGCAGCUCCCCCCUCUCAUAGCAAGUGUCCCAGGCUUGCUGCACACUCAGGCAGCAGUGCUGUCAGUUACACUCAGAUCAUGUUUUCAAGCUUUUCUUUGCAACUGUGAGAGCUACAAACUGACUCUUUUUCCCCCUAAGAAAGCUUUGGUCGCUGUAAUUGCGUGACUCCAGGAGCUGGGCCCCAACACAUGGAGAAAUAGUGCCUGUACCCUACUGCAGCCCUGGUGGCCCUCUGUUCCCAUCUGUUACACAAAUACCCAGCACCUUCUGGUUCCAUCCUCCUUUCCCCUGUUAGAGCAGCAUCACCAAGGCUCCCUGCUGCCCAUGUCAGUUUCAAGCCAGUGGGAGAUAAUCACUUUCUAUUUAUUUAUUGAAUAUAAAAUCCCCUGAGAUUUUCUCCCUUUUUUCCCCUCCAUUUUUUAACUGAGGUAACUUCCAGGUUACCCAAGAUGGCAGGGGGUUGGUGUGGGAGGGAAUUAAACCUCUUUUCAGUCAACUACCCCCUGCAUAUUUGGGAAUCAAAGUGUUUUACUUCAUUUAUGUUAAUAAAACUCCCCAGCCCCAAAGCAGUACACAGCCUCCUGCCCAUUCAAACUCCAUUACCCAUGCACCUCCCCUGCUGCUGCCCCUUGCAACUGCCUCGGAAACUUCUGGCUCCAUCCUCCUCUCCAUGCUUGGGUCAUUGGAUGCUGCCCAGAACCCACUGCUGCCCACGUAGAGGGCAGGGUGGGGAGCAGGAGGAAACAACCACUUUAUAUUUGCUUUUUGAGUAUUAGUAUAAAAUUUGGGAUUUCAUCCUUUUUCCCUCUGAAAAUCAAAUAUUGAUGGAAAAUAUUAAUGUUCUCCUCACCUGUUGCCAUUUGUGUGUAAACGUUGAACGUUAUUUGAUAGACACAAUAGUCCCCUCUGCUACUGUCCUUUUCUUUUGCUAAUUAUCAGAUAUUGAUCAAAUCCCUCGGAUUUCCCCCUUUUCUCUCUAAUUAGUGACUAUUGAUAUUAAAACCCCCUUAAAUUACACACCUAAAUAUCCAAUCUCAUCCAAUUUGGUUGUUUUCUGUGUAAUUAUGGAAUAGUGAUAUUUUAUAUUAAUAUGAAAAUCCUCUCAAGUCUGGGGGUUUCUCAUCCUUUGUAACUGCAGCAACUUGGCCUUGAGGUGGAGGGAAACUGUAACCCUGACUCAUUACCACAGCUCUCCCUCUGCCAGCCACCAGCCUCUCCCGCACGCCAUCCCAACUGCUGCGGAACCUUCCGAUGCCAUCUCCCCUCCCUGUAGGCCAUGUCACCCAGGGCUCCCUGCAGCCCAUGUCUGUGGCACAGCAUGAGGGGACUGCUCACUUUUGAGUUAAUUAUCUCAUAUUGAUCUAAAGUCCCCAGAGAUUUUAUCCCUUUUUUCUCUCCCAUUUAAACUGCAGCAACUUUUUCUGCUUCUGGAGGGAAAUAGUUGCCUUUAGUUGUUACUCCAGAGGGAGAAGAGCAAGGGAAGGCAUUUAAACACCCCUUCAAUACUUUCCCCCUGUUGCCAGCACAGAGUGCCCAAGGACAGUAACAGCGGGGUUCGUUGCCCGGUGUGCGUCACGCUAAUAAACACACCAUGGUGGAGAAGCAAUCAAAGUUUAUUUGAGAUCUCAAAGUAGUGCAAGGAGACAGGCACGUCUCAAAUCAAGCGCAUCAACAUAAGCAGCCUUUAUCUUUUAUACAUUUUGCAGCUAAGCCUUUCCCUACAGGAUGCAGGCAGGGGGCUCAGGGCAGGGGGUUGUGGGGCAAGGUGCUCUGCCGACACCAGCUCCUGAAUCGCAGACUUCGGGUGAUGGGAAUAGGGUUGCCAAUUUUGGUUGGACACAUUCCUGGAGCUUUCAUCACAUGACAUAACCUUCAAUUAAAGAUUAAUCUUUAAUUCCUGGAGACUCAAGGACAAUCCUGAAGGGUUGGCAACCCUAGAUGGGAGACCUGGGGCCGGGUAUGAAAGUGACUCUGCACAAAUGGCCCCUCCUCAUCCCAGCUGUGCUCCCGGGUGGGGGGCCUGUGAGUCCCAGAGCUGCUGCCCUCCCUCACACCCCCAGACUCUGCUCCCCGAGCGCCUGUAGGAGCCGAGCCAGCUCCAGGACAGCAAAUGCCCCAGGACCAGGCCAGGGACCGAGUCUCCCAGCCUGAGGUUGAGGGGAGAGGAGUGGGGAGGGAGGUUCCCAGCUCCCAGCCCUUCCCAGACCCAUUUCCUGGAGCAUCCCAGGGUAGGUUGACUUUUCUGGGACAAGGUGAGGAGCAGAGAGAGAAAAAGCCAGUUCCUACCUCUGCCUAGUCCCCAAGCUGCUGGGGGAAUGUGCAAGGACAAUGUCAAGAGAAAUCUCCCAAAAUGGCUCCUUUUGAUUCUACUCUUUUCUAGUGUACUGUUCAGAGAAUAGGUUACUAGGAGGGUUUAAGAUUUUCUCUGUAAAUUUAGGAUUUGUGAGAAAUUAUUAAGUGUAAAAUAUAUAUAUCUACAGUUCUUUUUA